ACCUGCUAGAACCAGUGAAGACAGUUAGGUUUGAUUGGGACACCUGGAGCUAAUCAAGGACCGGCUGGACCUGGUUAAAAGCCUCCCCUUUAGUCAGUUUAGGGGUGCAGCAGGAGUGAUGGAAGGAGGAUGUGCUGCUGGAGAGCAGGAACUGGAGAGACACUGUCAAGUACCAGGAGGGAACCUCGCAGAGCAGCAGGCUGCCCCACGAACACAGCCAGGUGCUCUUAUCAGCUGCACCAUGGCAGGGGAAAUAGUCUACGCCGACCUGCACCUCGCCUCCGGCUUUCCCAGCUCCAGGAUGCCUCUUUCAGCUCAGCCCCUCAGUCCCCCGAGUCCCCGGUGGCAUCGGACAGCGUUGUGGGUCGGAUGGAUUGGGAAUAUUGUCCUGGUGAUUGCUGUGAUAGCGCUCGGGAUUUGGGAGACUGUCCGGUUUGGCCAAUGUACAUGACCGGUCGUCCUCACUCCCACCGACGCUGCUUUGCAGUUUCCCUUUUAGUGUCUGAGAAGAGACAGACGCCGGCAGCCCCCGAUUGUGCAGGAGCUGGGAGCAGAGACACCAGCACAGCAGAAUGCAGCGCCCACCUGGAGCGUUUCCGAUCCCAGCUGACCCAACGUCUGUGCCACCCGGCCCAGCCCGGCCCAGCAGGGGGCUCCGGGUGCAAACUCUGCCCCACGGACUGGCAGCUGCGCGGGGACAAGUGCUACUGGGUCUCCAGAAGAGGUAAAAUGUGGAGCGAGAGCCGCGCCGACUGCUCAGCGAGGGGCUCCCAGCUGCUGGUGAUCCGGGACCGGGAGGAGCUGGAGUUCCUAAAGGACCUGACACAAAGUUCAAAUCAGUUCUGGGUCGGACUGUCCGUCCCCUCCCCGGAGAAGGUCUGGACCUGGCUGGACGGUUCCCGGCUGGAUCAGACCCAGCUCCCGGUGUCAGACCCGGCUGACGGGAGCAGUUGUGGGGUGGUGAAGGGGAAUCAGAUUCAUUCUGACAUCUGCGGCUCUGUACUUCAGUGGAUUUGCCAGAGAGACCCCGUCCCACUCUGAACAAGGUCCCACUCUGAGCUCUCUUCCCCGGCCCGGCCAUUGCUCCCGUCCGGCCUGUGACUUGACGCACCUCUGCCCAUCCUGCCCUAAGGGAUCGUUAACUCCUGUCACUAACGAUGGGGUCUCAGCUUCCCCAGUCAGGCUGACGUGCUGUCCACUUGCUACCUCCUCAGAGCAUCGCUAAGGGGAUCAGAGCCCCGAUCCCAAACGGAGCUUUUCCCUGCGUGUUGCUGGGUGAUGUCUGGGGUCACUGUCUGUGUCAGAGGAGCAGGAUUGGGAUGCUCGGUGGCAGUGCAGGGAGCACCCCGGGGAGGGCUGGGGGCUAACGAACGCCCUGGUACUCAGGGACCCGGCACCCAGGAGGAGAUGGACUGGGAAAGCUGGAGGGCAGGUUGGCUGGACAAGCCAAACAGACCCCAGUGUCUUUAGGAGCCGCCCCACCCCCGACAGCUGGGCCUGUGACUGCCAGAGAACAGAACUGGGCUGGUCUGCGGGAGAGACAGGGCUGCCAAGCGCAGACUCAUUUUGGGUUUGGUCACUGGGGCUGGACGAAUGCUCCCUGCUGACGGUGAUGUCAGGGGAGGGAGGCAGUGUGGCCUAGUGGAUAGCACACUGGCCUGGGACAGGGAAGGCUGGGUUCUGUUCCUGGCUAUGUUACAAAAGGGCCACCCUGGUGUUUGCUGCACCCUCUCUAGCCCCCCAGCUGAUGAGCAGGAUGCCCGGGCCUGCUGGGUGACUCCGUGUAAGACACUUCAUCUCUUUGGGUUUGUCUGCACCAGGGGUUCUCCAAUGUCAUUGCACCUGGGGACGGGGGGCUGGAACCUGAGCCCUGCCACCCAGGGCUGAAAUCCUCAGGCUUCGGCCCCAGGCAGUGGGGCUCCGUCUUCAGCUUCAGCCCCAGCAACACCAGCCCUGGCGACCCCAUUAAAAUAGUGUCACGACCUAAGAGCCCUCUGAGUUUCACAGCCGCCCAGUUACCGAUUAAGCCGCAUGCAGGGGCCCAGGGCUGCAGCGGGCUGAGAUGACUCUACCCCAGCAUGGAGCUGCCCCGGAUUUGCUGCGGCUGGGUGGGAGGAGCCCCUCCCUAGGCCAAGCCCGACCUGGGUCUGGGUUGUAGCAGGCUGGCGUGUCUGGCUCAACAAGGCAGGGUGCUGGAGUCCCAAGCUGGCAGGGGAAACGGGAUCAGAGGUAGUUUCAGCACAUCAGGUAACAGU
Molecule: messenger RNA, 2255 nt
Organism: Mauremys reevesii (Reeves's turtle)
Lineage: Eukaryota; Metazoa; Chordata; Testudines; Geoemydidae
Product: killer cell lectin-like receptor subfamily B member 1B allele C
Exons: 8
Coding region: 130-1041 (303 amino acids)
Source: RefSeq, a predicted model, not a curated record